Messenger RNA from Microthlaspi erraticum, 777 nucleotides. The record is from the annotation of a GenBank genome assembly. NCBI's taxonomy places the organism in Eukaryota, Viridiplantae, Streptophyta, Magnoliopsida, Brassicales, Brassicaceae.
AUGCGGCAUAAUUGCUGCCAUUUCUCGUUUGCUUCCACUCUCAAGAUCCUCAAUUUUGUGCAAGCUUUCUUCGGUGUUUCGAUCAUAAUCUACUCCAUAUGGAUGCUCGAUCAAUACAACCGUCACGUACCCGUUGACCCUCCACCGUCGCCUCCGACUGCUUAUCUCGAUGAAAUUGAUUUUCAAAUCUUUCUUCUUAGAACGCUCGGGAAACAAAGAGAAGAUGUGUACGAACGAUAUAUCCAGCAACAAGAAGAAGGAAAAGGAUUGAAUAGAGGACCUCACGAACAUUCGGCGAUCUCAGAUGUGUCGAUAUCAAUGAUGACUCAUUAUUUAGAUGAAUCAUUUCUUCGGACAGAAGAAGAUUAUUACUCUAUUCUCAAAACUCUCCUCAUCCUACUUGAAGCUGCCCUUGUUGCAUACAUCGCUAUUGACCGUCACUGGGAAAAGGAUCUUCCGUAUGAUCCAACCGGAGAACUCAAUAGUCUUCGAGCUUUCAUCGAGGAGAACAUCGGUAUAUGCAAAUGGGUCGGGGUUGCUGUGUUAGCCGUCCAGCUACUGUCGUUGCUACUGGCCCUGGUUCUCAGAGCUAUGGUUUCGACCCCGACACCCGAUCCUGAUGACGAGGAAGAUUAUGAGAACCCGAGGAAUAGAGCUCGGGACCCACUUCUUGGUUCGCAAGCGUCUGCUGGGUCAAGCAAGAAUGAAAACUGGAGCUCCCGAAUCAGAGAAAGGUAUGGACUGAACCAGGCUCAGGCGGUGAACCCGAAAGGCUGA